Molossus molossus (Pallas's mastiff bat) is the source of this 1431-nucleotide messenger RNA. It is a transcript of the gene JSRP1, whose product is annotated as junctional sarcoplasmic reticulum protein 1. Gene Ontology annotation, biological process: regulation of ryanodine-sensitive calcium-release channel activity; skeletal muscle contraction. The transcript is spliced from 8 exons. Gene Ontology annotation, cellular component: sarcoplasmic reticulum. The coding region runs from base 201 to 1163 and encodes 320 amino acids. The record is from RefSeq and is a predicted model, not a curated record. NCBI's taxonomy places the organism in Eukaryota, Metazoa, Chordata, Mammalia, Chiroptera, Molossidae.
CCAACGAAGGCUUCAAACUGUGGAGAUUUGGCUACACAUCUGCAGCAGAUGAUAAGUCACAGAGCUGAUUGGCCCACUCUGCUGCCUCUGGCCACCUGUUGCUGUCUUUCCAGGGGCCACCCUCCAUCCUGUCCACCAGGCCCAGCGUGGCGGCUGUGGACUCAGGUCUGAACUGAACCCACUGCUUCUCAGACAUCUCCAUGACAACCAUGGCCUUGGAGGAGCCUGAUGGAGGCCUAGGCAGCUGCCAGGCGGUGACACCCAGGGUGGCUAACUCCAGCAGCUGGCCCCACGAUUCUCAGGAACCAGAGGCUGAGGGUAGCCCUGCAGGCAGAGUGGAUGUCAGGCCCAAGAAGACAGAAAAGGAGCCUGUGGCCAAAGUGGCCCCAGGAUCCAGCAAGGAGAGACUGAAAGCAGGAGCAACCCCCAGGAGCCCGGCACGCAAGAAGGCACAGUCCGCACCACCCCCACAGCCACCGCCACCACCCCCGGCCCUGAGCGAGGAGCUGCCCUGGGGAGACCUGUCCCUCAACAAGUGCCUGGUGCUCGCCUCGCUGGUGGCGCUGCUGGGCUCGGCCUUCCAGCUGUGUCGGGACGUCGUGGUUGGGGAGGCGGAUACCCCUGCACCUGUCCCUGAGCGCUGGGUCCCACCAAGCUCGGCACCAAAGAAGCCAGUGUCACCCCCGCUGAAGCCUGUGGCCUGGACACCCUCAUCCGGACCCUUGGCACCCCAGGUGCAGGUAGAGGAGAGGACCGACGUUCCCAGGAGCACCCAGGCUGCAGAAAAGGUGGAAGGGGACCCUAAGGAGGCCGCUGGGGAGAAGCACGGGACCCUCGCCCACGAAGGGCCCAAGGAGAAACUGCAGAAAGAGAGGCCGAGGAAGGACAGGCCGCGGAAGGAGGAGAGACCGCGGAAGGAGAGACAGCGUACUGAAGAGAGACCGCGGAAGGCAGAGAAGCCACGGCCGGCCAGGGAGCCCCGGGAAUCCCUACUCCGGCGCUGGAAGGCACAUGAAGGGGGGCAUCGGCUGUGGCUGCGGGACUCUAGAGAUUCUGAGGACAGGAAGAGGCAGGCCUGGGCUUCUCCGAGGCGCCCCAACGCGGAAGACUGGCCUCCAGGUCGCCAGAAGCAGAAGCAACGCGCUGGAAAGGGGCGGGACUGAGCCGGGCCUGGUCCUGCACUGGAAUCCCCCACCUCUUCUUGGUAGCCCCCGGUUCUAGCAAAAUAAAGAGAGUGCUGCAGCCCCCACAUCGCCUGCUCCAUUGCUCCUCAACCGCGGAACCGGCCCAGGACCUGAAUGACGAGGAUGGAAAUUUCAGACAGGAGUGUGGUAGUGAAGGGAGGAUGCAGUCCCAACCGGGAUGACCCAGCCCUGAGCACCAGAAGAGAGCUGGCAGAUGGAGGCCCUUGCCUGCCCCAAACACGCAGGA